AUGAUCGAACAGAAACUUGAUCGUCAGACCGUUGAGGUAGAUCACAAGAUAGACAAAUUGAAGCGAGAAUUGGAGCAAUCCAAAAAAAUGGCCAUGCCGUUAGAUCACGCAUCUGGAAGAACUUUGAAGGUACCAGCAUUUGACGGAGAGAUGUCCUGGAACGUUUAUAAAACCCAGUUCGAAGCAGCGGCAACUAGUAACUGUUGGAACGGAAAAGAACGAGCAACAGCACUGAUACUGGCCCUGCGAGGUUCAGCAGCAGAGGUUCUUCAGACGAUUUCGGCGGAGAACCACUUCAACUAUGAAGUUCUGACCCCGAGCACAGAGACGAAACUGCCCUGGAUACGUUUAUCAAAGCCCUUCGUGAUUCGGAACUCAAGCAAUCCCUUCUCUUGUCAGAUAAACGAAAACUCAAGGAUGCCGUUGCGCACAGUCUCACUUUUGAAUCGGCAAAGCAAGCAUCAAAAAGUGACGUACGUCUACGCCAAGUACAUGAAGAAUGCUCUUGCCAGAAGUUUAUUGAAAAUGGCACUGGAAUCAGAGAAAUCGGAUACUUUUCAAGUGAUUCUCAACAGCAUCUUCAACAAUCCAGCCAUGGCAGACGUUCAGUGGAACUUCACAACAAAAAAUUGGGAACAGAUAAGAAAAAAGUGUUCAUUGUUGUUGUUUGGUUGUUUUUUGUCAGCUGAAUCAAGAACGAUCACCAACAUUCACAACAGUCUGCGGUUUCAUUUAGAUUCAGUGUCAAAUUCUUGA
Messenger RNA from Helobdella robusta, 756 nucleotides. RefSeq lists its product as hypothetical. The transcript is spliced from 4 exons. The record is from RefSeq and is a predicted model, not a curated record. Lineage: Eukaryota; Metazoa; Annelida; Clitellata; Rhynchobdellida; Glossiphoniidae. The coding region runs from base 1 to 756 and encodes 251 amino acids.